AGCUGAACAGGCCGUCGAUACAUGUAUUCAAAUACAGAUGUCAGUCUCAAAAGACAUGGGAGAUUGUAAUCACAAGGGCGCGCCACUGCCACAAGGAAGGGACACCUAAGCAGAUAAGACUGCACUCGCCUAGUUAUAAAACUACCGUGUUUUUAUUUGACUCGUUUUGUUUUGACAGAAAGUUACAUUCUCAUAAUACAUCGUAACAAUUGUAAUUCUUCGCUCGGACUUCUAAGAGCAGAUCUUAACUAUAUAGCUGUCCAGAUGGGGUGCAGAUGCUGUCGGAUGAUAAAAAGCUACAUAUUUGAUCCAGUUCCAGUAGAAGUGCAUGGACGGACAAGUGAUGCAUCCAGGUCUGUUUACUCACAACAGGAGAAACCGGUGGGGACAGACAAUUACAUAAUAGGGCAAAAGUUCAACAAGCUGGACUUGAACAAUCAGAAGACUUUAGCACAGAAACAAAGAGUAGAAAAUAUUGAAAAUGACAAAAAUCAGAUCAACAGGACAUGCUUCCCAUCUGCAGAGAAGAAAUGUGGACUUGGGGAGAACAAAGAAGAGUUAAAAGUGGAAACUAAUGGACUCUAUAUUUUGGAGAAUGAGCAAACUCAAAAGAAAUGUGCAACGCCAAAUAAUGAAGGGGUUAGUGACACCUCAUCCAGCCCAUUGAACAAUUCUUUAGUGGAUAAUUACAUAGCUGCCCCCUCCCAAAACAGUAGUGUGGUAAAAGUAUGUGAAGAACAAACUGAAGCUACACCAAAAACAGAAGAUAUAGCCAUUUCAAAUGGAAAACAACCCUCUUUAUUGAAUGACUGCCAACCUGAAGUAAACACCCCUACAAUACAGACAUGCGAGAGCCUUGAAAAUGACUAUGUACAUGUAGAUGUUACAGACAGUGCUUCAGUCGAUGGAGUAGAUGCCAAUAUAACUAUUUUAAACAAUGCUGAAGCGGUUAACCUUAGUAAUGCAAGUAUCUCCCUGGCAGAUAUGAAAGAAUGUGUUUCCCAGCAAGCUGACGUGGAUGAACUAAAUGACAGAAUCUCUCCAUUAGAAAGAGGGGAGCCGGAUACUAAAUCUGAAGACAGCAGUAGUUCCAUAGACAACUUUGAGAUUUUUGAUGACCUUGAAGUGGCCGAGGCCCUUGCAGCUCUAGAAGCUGCUACAGCGGGAGAGGAUGAGGAGUAGCCUUUUACACAAUACACCACCUCACUCUUCAGAACACUGCCAGCGGGAGUCACAGCAACGCAUUUGUCAAGAUGUAAGCUGGAAGGAAAAAGACUUCUGUGGUUCGAUGCCAAAAUGUGGUAGCUUUCUGUAAAUGGACAUAAAAGGAUGAAGUAUAGCAAAUACCAAGCUUUUCCUUCAUUUUGAUUAUGCCCUUAUUUAUGCAACUACAGUCUAUUAUAAAACAAAGGUCAAGUUUUUCUAAAAUUUGUAUACUCCCAAAUUCAUUUGCAUAUAUAUAUAUAUAUAUAAAAUAUAAUUUUUUUCAGAUAGUAAAAACACACCCAAUAAAGUUAUCAUAUGAGAAGUAAACAACUCGGACAUUUAUUUUCAGGGCCUGUAAGUAGGCUGAAGUAGUUUCUUAUUCAUUUCAUAAUUUUAAAUGGUGUCUUUUUUUUCACUUUAUGACAAAAAUAACGCAGACAAUUUGCAGUGAGAAUACAGCCCAAAGUCUUAGACAGGGUGAUUGUUGGUGCUUGUAUGGAAUUCUGGUUAUACAUGUUUGAAAGGUGUAAAUGUUUUUGCCAAAACAAAGCUGACGAAAACCUGCAGGGAAUGUGAAGCCUUUGCAUGCUUUGCCAACUUCUCCUGCAAGUGGAUCUUGUUAUGCAAGAAACGUAGCCUGAAUUUGUGCAGCCUAGUAUAAACAAAGCUAAUACAAUACCAAGAAAGCACCAUUCGGGUUAUCGCACUGAUCACCCAAAGAUGUCUGCUAUACAACUGUGGCCAACAGUUUUACAUCACCACAAACACCAAACACUAUAUGAACAUUAUUUUACAUUAUGUAAUCAAAGAAACUACACAAUGAUAUUGCAAAAGUCUACCGGAAGCCAUAAUAAUAGUACAGUAUUUCAUGUUUGUUUUUUGUUAAAUAUAUGGAACACUACAAAGCGGAAUGUAAUGCAAUAUGUUAAUGUAACAUUAUUCAGCAGGUUUCAUUCGACUUUAUGAAGCAAAAUUUGAUAAUAAUAUAGGGGGAUCUUUUGGCCAUAGCUGUAUGUAAAUUAUAAGACUCUAUAUAUAUAUAUAUAUAUAUAUAUAUAUAUAUAUAUAUAUAUAUAUUCGGACACUGCUGGUGCCAGUGUUUGCGCUUUUCAAUUAUGAGUGUGCUUCACUUUUUUUUAUUAUUAUUAUUAUUAUUAUUAUUAUUAUUAUUAUUAUUAUUAUUUUGAAUUUUAAAAAGUAUUUUGUAGGUGUCAAAACAUACCUUUUUAAUGGGAAUUUAAAUCGCCACUACACUAAGAUAUUUGCAUUCUUUAUCUAUUCUUUAAAAAAUUAAGUACAAAUGUAAUAUAUAACUCCCCCCCCCCCCCCAUCAGUAUCACUUGGUAAAAACCUAGGGGCCAAGCUCACAAAGAAUGUGCCACUGUGCUAAAUGUGCCUGAUAGAAACUUAAUGCCCUGCUGUGUAGCAGAAGUUUUAUUUAGCUUUUAAACAUAGUUUUCUUUUUAGGUAAAAUUAAUUCUGUUUUAACUUAGCAUGGUGGUAAAUUCUUUGUCAAUAAGACCCCUUAGGUAUGAUUUGCUAUCUUGCAGGUGUGAGAUCUGCAGAUCGAGUGACACAUGUCUGGUCAGAUUCUCUGACAGUUUCAGUGAAACAUUUCUAAAAUGAAGAGAACCCGUUGAACUUCUAUGACUCACACAUGAUCUUAUUUAUUCAUUUUAUAACUCCAGUUGUUUCAAGGUAGGGUCCAAUCUAAUGCUCCUUGCCUAAAGAGCCACUCUGUCCUGUGAUCAGUCGUCUGUCCCAGUCGUCUGUCCUGUGAUCAGUGCAACGCUGUUUUUCUGGAUAACAAUUUCAAAGAUGUGCAAGAAUAAAACCAAUGCUGUGCCUUCACAUAGGUUGACCCUGUGCACGCUACAAAAUCAGCCAAUGAAGUUCUGUGUGUAAAGCGUUUUAUAUGAAUAGAAAUAAAGGUCUGCUUGGAAUGUGUUGAAUGUUUUUUUUUCUUUGUUGGUAAGAAUGGAUCUAUUAUUUUUUUUUUUUUACAUUGAUACUACUGAGAAAAGAAGAUGUACAAUAUGUUACCUUUUUUUGUAAAUGUUGAUCUCUAUAUUAUAUAAAAUCUCUAUAAAAAGUGUAUAUAUUUUAUCAUUAAAUGUUUUUAAAUGAACUGGGUAAUUAAAUGUACAGAAUAAAUUGUUUCUUGUA
Acipenser ruthenus (sterlet) is the source of this 3372-nucleotide messenger RNA. RefSeq lists its product as uncharacterized. NCBI's taxonomy places the organism in Eukaryota, Metazoa, Chordata, Actinopteri, Acipenseriformes, Acipenseridae. Bases 265 to 1182 code for a protein of 305 amino acids. The record is from RefSeq and is a predicted model, not a curated record. The transcript is spliced from 3 exons.